AUGGAGUUUUGGUUUCUUCUCCUUGCCUUUGUUUGCCUCUACAUUUCUUUUACUGCGCUACUAAAGCUCCUAAGCAGUAAAAGACUACCACCAAGUCCCCCAACCUUGCCUAUCUUAGGGAACAUCUAUUGGCUUCUCAAAUCUUCUAGCAACUUCGCUAAUGUUGAGCCCGUUCUCCACCAUUUGCGUUCCAAUUAUGGCCCUAUUGUUACUCUCCAUAUCGGGUCUCGUCCUGCCAUUUUCAUCACUACCCACGAAGCUGCUCAUCGAGCACUUGUGAGAAAUGGUACAGUCUUUGCUGGUCGCCCUGCUGCUCUCGAAACCACCCGAAUCUUCUUUAGCAACCAGUGCACUGUUAGCUCUGCACCAUAUGGCCCAAUUUGGCGUCUUCUUCGUCAAAAUCUUAUGUCCAUAAUGCAUACUUCUCGACUCGAGACGUAUUCGCAUGGUCGUAGAUGGGCAUAUAAUCUUUUAAAGGACAAGAUCUUAGAUGAAACAGAAUCUGGCAACAAGGCCAUCCAUGUGGUGCACAAUUUUCAAUUUGUCAUGUUUGGUUUACUAUCUUAUAUGUGUUUUGGAGUCAAAUUUGAUGGUAAAACCAUUAAAGAUAUUGAAAGCGUGCAACAAGCACUGCUUUUGAAUUUCGUUAGGUUCAACAAACUAAAUUUUAUGCCGACCAUAUCAAAGAUCGUGUUUCGAAAGUUGUGGAAGGAACUCUUACAGAUUCGUCGUAAUCAAGUAGGUGUCAUUCUCUCAAUCAUAAAAGCACGUCAUGAAUGGUUAAUGAGUAAAAAAAUCAACAAGGAAUUUGAAGACGAAGAAUGUAUUCUCUCUUAUGUUGAUAGUCUAAUGGAUCUUCAGCUCCCCGACGGUGGUGGAAGAAAGCUUACGGAUGAUGAAAAGGUAAGUUUGUGUUCGGAGUUUCUGCUAGGCGGAACCGAUACAUCGACCACCACAUUACAAUGGGUUAUGGCCAACUUAGUGAAGAACCAAGACAUUCAGAAGAAGCUUUUAGAUGAAAUCAACUCUGUUGUAAAACCAAAACAAGAUAUUGCAGAAGAUGAUUUAAUAAAGAUGCCUUAUUUGAAGGCAGUUGUGUUAGAAACUCUACGCCGACAUCCACCAAGCCACUUCAUCUUGCCACGGGCUGUCUUGAAAGAUAUUCAAAUGGAUGGUUAUGACAUACCAAAAGAUGCAAUGGUGAAUUUUACAGUGGCAGAAAUGUCACGUGAUCCAAAUGUGUGGGAAAGACCGAUGGAGUUUAGACCAGGGAGAUUCAUACAAACUGGUCAACAAGAGGUGAAGUUUGAUAUCAAGGGAGUUAGAGGUAUUCAAAUGAUGCCCUUUGGUGCGGGGAGGAGGAUUUGCCCAGCUAUUAAUGUGUCACUGCUUCAUGUUGAAUAUUUUGUGGCCAAUUUGGUUAGAGAUUUUGAAUGGAAGUUGGGAGAUCAAAAUGAGGUUGACUUGACAGAGAAGCAAGCCUUCACCAUGGUCAUGAAAUAUCCACUUUUUACACAUAUUUCUCCAAGAAUAAAUUCACAUGUACCUUAA
This is a messenger RNA of Prunus persica (peach), 1551 nucleotides long. RefSeq names its product cytochrome P450 89A2. The transcript has a single exon. The record is from RefSeq and is a predicted model, not a curated record. Gene Ontology annotation, molecular function: oxidoreductase activity, acting on paired donors, with incorporation or reduction of molecular oxygen, NAD(P)H as one donor, and incorporation of one atom of oxygen; iron ion binding; heme binding. NCBI's taxonomy places the organism in Eukaryota, Viridiplantae, Streptophyta, Magnoliopsida, Rosales, Rosaceae. Bases 1 to 1551 code for a protein of 516 amino acids. Gene Ontology annotation, cellular component: membrane.